GCGGUCCUGCCACAGUGCAUGCUGGGAUAGGUCUAGGCGUUUUUCGGUUUCUCGUGGCGCCUUAGCUUGCGGUGGUCGGAUCGCCGCACAUUUGAGAUAAAAAAAGUUGCGUAGCGUGCCUGAAGUUCGCCGGCCCGAAUUACAUCGAUAAGAUUACACGCCCUGAAAUUUUACGCCAUCUUCUGAAAACAACGUAGCCGAUCCAAGAACCACGGACAGCUCCAGUGGAUGUCCUGUCAGCUUUUGCCGCCCCUCCUCCCCACGCACGGCGUCUGCAGUCCAACGCAAAAAUGUCCUCCCGGGAUUCUCCGCAGAUGGCACGCUACAGAGACACCUGCCCCAUAGACUGCAAGGUGUACGUCGGUGAGUUGGGCAACAGUGGCACCAAGCAUGAGUUGGAGGAGGCAUUUGGCUACUAUGGGCCCCUGCGCAACGUUUGGGUAGCCCGAAGUCCGCCAGGCUUCGCUUUCGUCGAGUUUGAGGACCCCCGAGACGCACGGGAUGCUGUGCGAGCUCUUGAUGGCAAGAUGCUUUGCGGCCGUCGUGUGCGUGUAGAGUUGUCCACAGGGAAGUCUCGCAACUCUUACCGCGGCUCCUCGCGCCCCUUCCAACCAACUGACCGUUGCUACGACUGCGGCGAAAGGGGACACUAUGCCAGAGACUGCAGAGUCUACUCGCGCAGGAACUCCUCGCGCCGCAGCCGAUCAAGGUCCAGGAGCCGGUCAUUCAGUCCCCGUCGCGGAGGUGGUGGUGGUGGUGGCCGGUCCCGCUCGCUGAGCCGGUCGCCGCGGAGGUCCCCGCCUGCUGGAUCUCGCAGCCGCUCACGCAGCCGAUCACCUAUUGCCAAGAGGGGCCGCAGUGGAUCCAAGUCACCAAGCCGCAGGGACUCUCGCAAUGGAAACCUUGACUAAAAAGAUGCACAAGACCUUGACUGAAAAGAUGCACGCACUCGUCCUUUAACGCAGGUGCCGGCAGCAGCAAACCUCAUCAGUCCUGCAUUCAUCACCCCCUAAAAAAAAAAAAGCUUGCAUCUGCAUUCUCCUAAAUUCACAUUGCAGACAUUUCACGUACUUCUUCCUCAGCUUGGCUAAAUAAUCAUAGCUCUUGUCAUUCAUUUGUUCUUGUCAAGAAGUGUUCAUUCUCUUAGGUCAGUUUAUUUCUGCAAGAGGUUCUGUGGGGAGGAAAGGCACAGGGUGUGCACUUGUCUCAACGUUAAGGACAUUCCAAGUGAAAGCCCACAAUCAGUCCAGCUGCCCACAAACAUCUUGCCACAGAACAUUCAAUUACCACCAUACGUUUCCUUCUCUGUGAAAAAUAAAAAUAAAAUGUGCUGUCAUCACCCCU
Molecule: messenger RNA, 1344 nt
Organism: Dermacentor silvarum
Lineage: Eukaryota; Metazoa; Arthropoda; Arachnida; Ixodida; Ixodidae
Product: serine/arginine-rich splicing factor 7-like
Exons: 6
Coding region: 291-911 (206 amino acids)
Biological process (GO): mRNA splicing, via spliceosome
Cellular component (GO): nuclear speck
Molecular function (GO): zinc ion binding; RNA binding
Source: RefSeq, a predicted model, not a curated record